Messenger RNA from Chiloscyllium plagiosum (whitespotted bambooshark), 534 nucleotides. NCBI's taxonomy places the organism in Eukaryota, Metazoa, Chordata, Chondrichthyes, Orectolobiformes, Hemiscylliidae. The record is from RefSeq and is a predicted model, not a curated record.
GCGCGCCGCUAGUGGGCCAUUCGGCAGCAGCGGCGGUGGGAGGCUGCGACGACGAGGUGGAGUCGGAUCGCUGUUCGGGCUCCUGGUGAACCGCGCCCGCCCGACCGACCACCUCGGGAAAGAGGGAAUCGUUAGUGACAUACGAUGGACAGUCGCAACGGCGAUUUCAAUAUCCUGCUGGGCACUGAUUCUUACAAGGUAACUCACUACCUGCAGUAUCCACCUAAUACAAGCAAGGUAUAUUCUUAUUUUGAAUGUCGUGAGAAGAGGAAAGAAGAUAUCAAAUCCAGGAAGGUGCAAUAUGAUGAGACUGUGUUCUAUGGUUUACAGUACAUACUCAAGAAAUAUUUAGCAGGCAAAGUUGUAACAAAGGAGAAAAUUCAAGAGGCCAAAGAGGUCUACAGAGAACAUUUUCAACAUGAUGUAUUUAAUGAGAGUGGUUGGAAUUAUAUUCUUGAGGUAGGAAAUUUAAGAUUUUGCCUUCUCCAGGAUUUGGAAGUAUCAAUUUUAUUCCCCUGAACUAGCCAUUUUGGC